Molecule: messenger RNA, 2170 nt
Organism: Rattus rattus (black rat)
Lineage: Eukaryota; Metazoa; Chordata; Mammalia; Rodentia; Muridae
Product: zinc finger protein 58-like
Exons: 4
Coding region: 79-1617 (512 amino acids)
Biological process (GO): regulation of DNA-templated transcription
Source: RefSeq, a predicted model, not a curated record
ACAGACUUCUGGGAGAUGUAGUCUACACCACUGUGACCGCAAGGAGUCUUCCGGGAAAUCCCAUUCUGACUUCAGGAAAUGCUGUCCUUCUGGGAUGUGGCCAUUGAUUUCUCUCCAGAAGAGUGGGAGUGGCUGGAGCCUGCUCAGUGGAGUCUGUACAGGGACGUGAUGCUGGAGAAUUACAGCAACCUUGUGUUCCUGGGUCUAACUUUCUCUAAGCCAUUCUUGGUAACAUUCCUGGAGCAAGGACAAGGGCCUUGGGAUAUGCAGAGACAAGCAGCCGCCGCUGUGCACCCAGGAAUAGCACUCAAUGAUCCUAACUGUUACAGCAAGGCCACUAACUGUAAAUCACUCCUUAUUAAACGACGAAGACUUCAUAUAGGGGAGAAACCCUAUAAGUGUGAAGAAUGUGGUAAGGCCCUUGGUUCUCUUAAAACACUUUCUAUACACCAGAGACUUCAUACUGGAGACAAACCCUACAAGUGUAAAGAAUGUCAUAAGGCCUUUAGUACUCGCUCAGCACUUUUUAUACACAUGAAAAAUCAUACUGAUGAAAAAACCCACAAGUGUGAAGAAUGUGGCAGAUUAUUUUACUAUCCUUCAAUGCUGAAACAACAUCAGAGAAUUCAUUCUAGAGUGAAACCCUACAAGUGUCAAGAAUGUGGAAAAGCUUUUACUGAUCCUUCAUUCCUUAAGAAGCAUCAAAAAAUUCAUGUUCGAAAACAUACCUACCAGUUUAAAGAAUGUGUCAAAAGAUUUUCUCCUCCUAUACACCUUCAGGAACAAAUCCAUACUGGACAGAAACCUUUCAAGUGUGGAGAAUGUUUUAAAGCCUUUCAUAAUCACUUAGCCCUUAGGAAACACCAGACAGUUCAUUUUGGAGAGAAACCUUACAAGUGCGAAGAGUGUGGCCGAUGUUAUUCCACAUCUUUCUACCUUAGAAGACAUCAAACAAUCCACUCUAAAUACAAGUCCUACAAGUGUGAACAUUGUGGCAGAUGUUAUUCCUCAACCUCCUGCCUUAAAAGGCAUCAAACAAUUCACUCUGAAGACAACCCCUACAAGUGUGAAGAGUGUGGCAAAUAUUUUUCCUCGUCUACCUGUCUUAGAACUCAUCAAACAGUUCAUUCUGUGGACAACUCCUACAAGUGUGAGGAGUGCGGUAGAUAUUAUUCCUCAUCUCUAUCCCUUACACGACAUCAAAUAAUCCAUUCUGAAGACAAUCCCUAUAAAUGUGAAGAAUGUGGCAAAAGGUUUUCUUGUUCUGCAAGCCUUCAGGAACAUCAAACAAUCCAUACAGGAGAGAAACCAUACGAGUGUGAAAAUUGUCACAAAGCCUUUCGUCAUCACUCAUCCCUCAGGAAACAUAAGACAGUGCACACUGGAGAGAAACCUUACAAGUGUGAAAAGUGUGGCAGAUGUUUUUCCAGACAUUCCUGCCUUAGAAUCCAUCAAGCAAUUCAUUCUGAUGGCAAUCCACACAAGUGUGUGGAAUGUGGUAAAACCUUUGUUAAUGUUUAUCGCCUUACUCGACACAUGAAAGUUCAUACUAGAGAGAAAUCCUACAAAGAUCUUAAAAAGUGUGUCCUUAUUCAGGCCUUAAAAGACAUCAAAUAAUUCAUACUGAAUAAAAUUCUGUGACUGUGUGGAGUGUGGUAAAAAUCUUUCCUAAUCCUCAGACCUUAUCCAACUCAAAGCAAUCCAUAGGGUAGACUAUUAAGUGAAUUAGUUUAGAAUGUCAGCACAAACAUCUGACUUCCACCAGCAAAAAUGCUGAGAAUGUUACCAGAGAACAGUAGAGACUUUGCUUUAACCUCCCAAUCAGGUUCAAUAGUGUGCUUGAAUGUUGCUUGAUUUUAUGAGUUUCUUCUGUACCUAUAGAUAUAAAAGGAAACUGUUACCUUUUCAUAACAUGGGUCUGAGAUCUGGGUCAUGUUAUAGUAACUGUUGUUUUUCUCAGUAGGAUCACCCAAGCUCCUCUAAUAAUGUUUCUCCCGGGCAGGUAAAAAGCUCUAUAAACUUAAAUUUCUCUUGUUUAGUAAAAUGGUCUGUUCUGGUUUUAACCUAGGUCGAAUGGACAUUAGUGUUUCUCCAGGAAAAUCUAACAGAGCACAUUGUCAGUCAUAUUUAGUUCCAGAAUGAAGAAUCUUUAUUUCCUUUAAUUUCAAAA